AAAAGUUACUUUCAUAUUUUCUGCAGAUUUUUAACCAAUUGAGGUGAGAACUACCGGAAGAGAAUGUGGUUAAGGCAGAUGCACAGAAAUUAUCUUAAGCUCUUCACCUAAAAAAUAAAUAAAAAGAAAGAAAAGCUGUACUUGUGUAAAGGACAGAGAUUAAUUUUCUUCAAAAAAUAUAAUAUAAGAUUCUCAGUGUUAACACACAUUUUUAUAACUUAUUGCUACUAACAUUGCAAGACAAAGCUUUCAAAACUUUCUCUGGCAGUACUCAAUGACAGGCACUGAGUUAAACUUUACCAUUUUGGGGAAUGUAUACAUCGUCUUAUUUCAUAAUAGGAAUAUUUCUUGAAGAAUUCUGUAAUUAUGACAUCCCUUGGUGAAAGCUGGUUUUUGAACUGUACUGCUUUAGGAUAUUUGAAGGCAAAUUAUCCAGUGUGGGGAAUCCUUGGCUCGUGUGGGCUGUUACUGUUCAUUUCUUUGUCCUGCAAUAUCUUUUGCUGCUUGAAGCACCACAUGAAAGACAAUGGGAAAUGCUUCCGUUCUAUGCAAAGAAGCAACGAGGAGGAGGACAAGCAUCACGUUUAUGACAAUAUUCAUUAUCUUCACAGAGAAGCUGGUAAUGGCAUUACACCUCCCUUUGAAUGUGAAGAAACACAACAACAGUGUGAGCAACAGGAAAGAAUGGACAAAGUUUUGUGUUAUGCUAAUCUUCAACAAAAUCCACCCAAAUGUCAGAAGAAAAAGAAGAAGAAAAAGAUUUGCACUACUCAGAUUGAGUACACUGAUGUUAUAACAGUGAACAUGAACCCGCCUGAGAAGGAAAAUUGGGAGAAGCUUGCCUCAGAAAAUCGAAGUUCACUCACUGUCACUGGAGAUGUCAGGCCUGUGUCUGGCCUCUAUGCUUCAGUUCAUCCCAAAAGAUAUAACACAUUGUUUACUGAUGAAAAUUAUGCCAACAAUCAGUAAAUUAAUGUGAAAGCAAGACGAGGAUGUUAUGUUCUGAAAAUAUCCAUUUAGACUUUCCCACAAUACUUCAUUGUAUUUUACAACUGGAGAGAAGCGUGAACCUGGUCUCAGUUCUCUUUAGUUGCAAAGUUGUCUGGCAGUUGGUUUAGAAGAUUAAGAAGCUGUUAAUGAGCUGUUUCCUGUAGUGGUGCAAGAUUCAAUUCUCUCAGCUUUCAUUGCUUAACUGAGAAAUUUGAAGCAAGUUACUUAAAGAGAUAGUGUUCCUGGGCUGAGUGUGAAAAAGAUCAAGGGGAUCACUGCUCUACCCUGGAAAACAGAUAAAUAAAAAUAAUGUGCUUUACAUCAGGUAGGGUGUGAAACAAAAUGUAAUUAAAUGAAAAUCAGCAUCUGAAUACAGUAAAUUUCACACUCCAAAAUUACUAGCAAAUUUUAUGCUUUGCACAUUCUGAAUUUUGAAAAACAAAAGUUUUGAUGGUGAGCUUGUGUUUUGAAAAUCAUGAUGUUGGAACAUGUAGAAUUAACUGUUAACAUUAACUACUAACACUCACUACUCUAGCCUACACCACAUCCAUACACACUAAAAUACCAUUAAAUAAUACCUUCCACAUAACACAUACUUUCACACACACAUAAAAAUAUUGUAAUCUGCUCCACACUAUUUAAUGAUUAUUUUAUAUAUACAAAACACACACCACACUACCUCUCAAUAGACAAACAUUAUCUAGAGUAAAUACAGAAAUAGCACAUGCUAUGAAACUCAAACUAUUCCUUAAAAAAUGGCUACUAAUCUCAGGAGACACCCCAACCCAGGUCCAUGCAACAACAUUCUCUCACACAAACAAAAAUCAGACCUACUUAUUAUUUACCUAAACUCAAGAAGUAUAUCCAACAAACUACAUCACCUACAUGCAUUCGUAGCCCACUACACCCCAGAUAUACUAACCAUUACUGAGACCUGGCUAAAACCCAAAACCCAAAAUGAAAAAUUUCUCCUCCCAGGUUAUAACAUCCUAAGACUAGACAGAUGCCAAAAAGGGAGACGGAGUUGCUAUUUUAUUUAAAAACACACUUAAACUCCAGCCUCUGCAAAACCCCACUUCCCAGAUUUCAGAAUGCCGAAACAUUAGGCUCCGUUUUAUCCCUAAAAACCAAAAAGAGAAUCAACAUCCUCUGCAGUUAUACCCCUCAAGGAAAUAACUCUCCUAUAAUAGAGGAAAACGUACAAUGGGCUACAAUCAACCUGCCCCAAAAAACCAUCCUGCUAUCAACAUCUUCUGCAGUUAUAUCC
Protopterus annectens (West African lungfish) is the source of this 2257-nucleotide messenger RNA. RefSeq names its product signaling threshold regulating transmembrane adaptor 1 (gene SIT1). Gene Ontology annotation, biological process: T cell homeostasis; regulation of T cell activation; signal transduction. Gene Ontology annotation, cellular component: plasma membrane. The transcript has 6 exons. Lineage: Eukaryota; Metazoa; Chordata; Ceratodontiformes; Protopteridae. Gene Ontology annotation, molecular function: kinase binding. The record is from RefSeq and is a predicted model, not a curated record. The coding region runs from base 367 to 969 and encodes 200 amino acids.